Molecule: messenger RNA, 1194 nt
Organism: Dendronephthya gigantea
Lineage: Eukaryota; Metazoa; Cnidaria; Anthozoa; Malacalcyonacea; Nephtheidae
Exons: 2
Coding region: 93-542 (149 amino acids)
Source: RefSeq, a predicted model, not a curated record
CCCCAGCUCCACGAGAUUCAACCCCUGGAGAUUGCGCGCUCCACGUCACCGGGGAAAGAGACGCAGCAGAAAGAAGAACUUUCUUUAGCUGAAUGGACAGAAAUUUUACAAGGGCGAAUUGCCCAAGUCAAGGAAAGUAUCGAGGAAGAAAAGACGCCUUGGAAGACAAAGAACAAGAAAAAGUUUUGGAGAAACUCGAAAAUCAUUAUGCUUGGAUAAUGGGACCAGAUGUCGACGAAGCGUUCUUCGUUUCUCGGAAAUUACAGUUUUUUCAAACGAUGCGGAAACAGUACGAGUUGAUGAAUAAAGUUAAAACGCAAAGACAGUCGAUGAAGACUUCAGACAGCACCCCACAAGUUGAGGAAGAUACGGAAAAAUCAAAAGAGAAAGCCGCCAAACAAGUUGAGGUGACAAAAGAAGCGGCCAAACGUGUGACAAAAAAGACGAAAGGCAUUAAGAAAAUGGUUAAAUGUCGGCCGAAAAGUGUGAAAAAUACUGGAGGCAACCUUAUGAAAAAAAUAAGAAAGGCAGUCCUGUUAUAAUAAACUAUGGCGCUCUAUAUUAUAUUAUGUGAGUCAAUUUGAACUAUUACGAUUUUCCCUUCGGGCAGUACCCCUGAGAUUUGUAUAUAUUUUUUCAUUUUAUAUGAGCAAAUUCCCUUCUCCCAAGAUAUUAUUUAUGUCGUUUCUUUUAUUAUAUAUUACUUAUAUCGUUUCUUUCUUUUAUUAAAACUUCAAAAUACGAAAUGCUAAAUCUACCCUCUUGUUAACUACAGAUAUGAAUUUGCAUUUAUUUAACACAACUAACUGCAAAGAAUAGUUUUAUUUAGCAAAAUAAACCCUUCACCAGAAUGCUUUUUCGUCUCCGAUCUUGAUAGUAUUGUUUUUCAUCAUGUUUUUAAUGUUUUUAACCGCCGCUUUACAUAAAAGUUUGAAAUUUACACAUUUUAAAAAUCCAUACCUUCAAAAUUUGCCUUUAGCUUUCCUAAAUUUCUUUCUAACCACGCGGCAACUUCUGGACUUUCCCGAAAGAACUGCUUUGAAUUUUUCGCCAUUUUGAAUGGAGCUUUUUGAAGUAAAUGGCGGCAAACGCGAAAGUCUGAUGUUACACGAAAUUUGAUUGGCUCCACAAAAGUCAUUGAGCCAAUCAAACUUCGUGUAACAUCGGACCUCCCGCGUUUGACGUCAUCAUGAA